GUGCGCGAGCGGAAGCCCAGCCACAGCCAGCCGAAGCAGCCGAAGAGAAGAGGGAAGGAGGGAGGGAGGGAGGCAAUGGGGGACUCGAGCGGGUCGGGUUCGGGUUCCGGGUCUGUGUCGGUGGACGUCGAGCGGAUUUCCUUCGGCGGCAAGGAGCAUCAAGUGAGGACGAGAUGCGGUUCAUUAUCCGUCGCGAUAUACGGAGACGAGGACAAGCCGGCGCUCAUCACGUACCCGGACAUCGCGUUGAACCACAUGUCCUGCUUCCAAGGAUUGCUGUUUUGCCCCGAGGUGGCGUCGCUGCUGCUCCACAAUUUCUGCAUAUACCACAUAAAUCCUCAGGGGCACGAGAUUUCAAUGCAGCUAGGAGCGGCUCCAAUUCCAUCCGAUGUGCCGGUGCCAUCUGUAGAGGAUCUCGCCGAUCAGGUUGCGGAUGUGCUCGAUUUCUUCGGAUUAGGAUCUGUGAUGUGCCUGGGUGUUACAGCUGGUGCCUAUGUCCUCACUCUGUUUGCAACGAAAUACCGGGAGAGGGUAAUAGGCUUGAUGUUGGUUUCCCCUCUAUGCAGAGCCCCAUCAUGGAGUGAAUGGUUGUAUAAUAAGCAUUUGAUGCACCAGGUAUUAUUAAAUUUGAUCUACUAUUACGGGACUCGAGGCUUGGUCAAGGAAUGCUUGCUUCAGCGGUACUUCAGCAAGAAAGUGUGUGGCAGUGGUCACUAUCUUGAAUCAGACAUUGUACAAGCUUGUAGAAAUUUGCUUGAUGAGAGGCAGGGUGAAAAUAUCUGGCGGUUUCUUCACUCGAUAAAUGAGAGGCAUGACUUAACAGAUGCAUUGAGGAAGCUGCAGUGUCGAACACUGAUUUUCGUAGGAGAAAACUCGCAAUUCCAUGAGGAUGCCAUCCACAUGACCACAAAGUUGGACAAGAGAUAUUGUGCUCUAGUUGAGGUUCAGGGUUGUGGCUCCCUUGUAACCGAGGAGCAGCCACAUGCUAUGCUGAUGCCGAUGGAGUACUUCCUCAUGGGAUACGGGCUUUACAGACCGUACCAGAUGAACAGCAGCCCUCGCAGUCCGCUAAGUCCAUGUUGUAUAUCACCGGAGUUGCUAUCUCCUGAGAGCAUGGGAGUGAAGCUGAAGCCGAUCAAGACUCGAAUAGCCGUGGAUUACUAACGCAGGCAAGAUUUCAGCAAUCAGAAUGAACUGCUUUGCUUACAGCUCAGAGAACUGAAGAUAGUCCUGGGCUGGUUGAAAUGUUACCGUAGAGACGCAAAGUUUGUUCAUGUGUUUGAGUAUGUACCCUGGCAAAAAAAGCCUCCUUUUGUUGUAUAUAUAGCCUUAUAAUCAGGAAAGUUCUACAUCAGUAAGACAGAAAAGAGGGAAAUCUGUAGUGGGGGAUGUGUUCAGGGUGGUUCUUUGUUCAAUUUGUUUUUGUAGUCAGCAGUCAGCAGCACAAAAAUGUACAUCUCGGAAUAGUUUUGGGACAGAUAAAUAAGAAUCAAUCACCCCAGGUUUCAGAUUUUUAA
Messenger RNA from Oryza sativa Japonica Group (Japanese rice), 1517 nucleotides. The record is from RefSeq and is a predicted model, not a curated record. Lineage: Eukaryota; Viridiplantae; Streptophyta; Magnoliopsida; Poales; Poaceae.